ACCGCACCUAAACAAACUUACUUCAUGACAAGAAUGUUCGUCUGACGAAAGUGAAUUUUUUAAUAAUGUCAACAUAUUUAGAAGAAAUUCUCAAAAAAUUAGGUUGGGAAGAUGGAUUCCAAAUACCGGUUGCGAAUGCCGAGAAUCAGCAACUCGAAGAAGAAGUCGCUAGACUUACUUUACAAAAACUUAAGGCGAAAACUCAGUUUGAAACCUCAACAGUGAAACUCGAAAAUAUUGAACACCACAUAAAAUACAUAUCAACGGAGUCUGAGCAAACUCAGAACCUCAUCACGGUCCAUGCUCAGCAACUUCAAGCCGACGAGCACAGGUUAAAAACACAUGAAGCGCAAAAAAACAAGUACGAUCAUGACAUAAGGGAAUGCGAGAAGAAAACUGCUGAAAUAAAAGAAAGGCAGAAAGCAAAACGGGCCCAAUUGGAAAGAUGUGCUAAAAAACUGAAUACGUUAAAAUCGGAAACCGAAUGGGAUACGGAAGCUCUGAAGGCUUGGGAAGAAUCUUUACAAAAAAGGGAUGAUGAUAAUGAGUUAAUUAAGAAGUUCUCUAAGCAAGAUUAUCGAAAAUAUAAUGAGCUGGAAGCGAAACGACAGAACUUAGAACUUGAAUUUGCCAGCAGAAAACAAACUAUCCAGAAAAUGGUUUGUGAUCUUACCAACUAUGAAAGAAUGCUGGAACGCACAGGAAAAAUAAUGAAACAGCAAGUAGAGGAACGAAAUGCCCUGAUUCAACAGUGGAAGGAUUCAGUAAAAAUUCUUCAACAACGCGACAAUGAUAUAGAUCAUACACAAACACAAAUCCUAGAAACUCAAGAAAUUAUCGAGAAGGAACAAGAAAAAUUGCAGGAACAUAAGCAGUUUCACGAGAACGAACUUAAAAAUAACAACGAUCUAGAACACGAAAAGCAACAACUCAAUUAUUUAAAUUCAAAAUUACGACGAGAACUUCAUGAAUUAAGCCAAUACACACUACUCCUACAUAGUCAGGCUGACACAGUGAGGCGUCAAAUGGUACACAUUGCACACCAACUCGAAAAAGAGCGCAAGAACAAGAAAACUAUACACGAAAAAAUCGCAAACACACAAGAUAAAAUAGAAAAUAUUAAAAUUCGUGCCAACGCUUUGAGGGAAAAAAAUGAAGCUAUUAAGAAAUCGGCGAUGUCAGCUGACGAACGUACUAGACAGUUGGAAAAACUGAUUGAUUAUGAACAGAAACAACAAAAUGCGUUGCAAAGCGAUUGUGAACUGUUACAGAACAUAUUUUUCAGAGUUCAGCAAGAAUUACAGGAACAGUUUAGUAUUGGAAAAAUGAGAGAUCUGGAUAUUAACGGAGUAGUUAACAAUAUCAACCAUUUACGUAAACAUAACGAUGAUCAACGCAAAGCUUUGGGUAAAAGAAAAGAAGAUGCGUACGAACUGGAUUAUAAAAUAGAUGAAGUACAAAGAAAAAUUCUUAUUAAAGAAAAUGUCAUCCACAAUGAAUUUACUGAAGAACUUGAGAUAAAACUUCUUGAGUUAGAAAAUACGAUGGGCGAACGCGCAGAGAUUAAAAACAUGUUAAAAGAUCAAGUUAAUAAAAUCAGAGACGACAUGCGAAGAUUAACUUCAGCAAUUGUAGCUGAUCAAAGUCAAUUAGUUGUUUUAAAAGAUAAAAUGCAACAUCAAAAUUUGAGUUACGAAGGAGGGCAAAAGCAGCUACAAACAUUAAAAGCCAGUAUACAAGAAAAACAAGUUGAAGAAAACAUCCUACGCCUCCGUGUUAACCAACUAAAUAAAGCUAUGAAAAAAGAAGAAAAAAGUAUAUAUUCGAUGAAAAAGUUUAAACUCACUCUAGAACAGGCAACGCAAGAACGAUUGAUAGAAAUAAGCACAAAUAAAGACAUUCUACUUGUAAAACGAAGAAAUCUAAGUGAAGAUAAAGGAAGAUUAAAAUGUGACAUCGCCGAACGCCGCAUUAAACUUGAACAAUUUCAGAAAAAGUACGACAUCACUUUAAUGACCAUGGGAAAAGAUGAAGAUGGACAAACUCUGUCCAUUACGCAUUUUAAAAUUAAGAAUGCUCAGGAAAAAUUUUUACUUCAGCAAGAAGGUGAUGAACUUGACAUAAAAAUUAAAACAGCCGAAAAAGAAAUUCUUGCAAUGGAAAACACAUUGAAAGUGGUAAAUUUAACAAACGCAGCUUUUAAACAAAGUCUUUCCGCUGUUGAAGAAGAGGGAACAGAGAUUCAAGAAAUGAAAGUUUUGGAAAAUCAGUUGUUAAUGGUAAAUGACGUAUUAAGGGCAAACAGAAAAAAACUAGCAGAAAAACGACAAGAAGUGGAAGAAGUGAAAGCCAUGCUAAAAGACCUCGAAAUAAGAAUUACCCAAGACCGUGAAAAGCAGGUGGAUUUGGAGGAAGAAUAUUUAAAAGUUCAGAGAGAAAAGGCACAGAAAGAAGAAAAAGUAAAGAGAGCUGAAAAUUGUUUAAAGCAAGUUGAGAAAAAACUUCACCGCAAACAACGUGAAAAAUACGACAGAGAUUUAGAAAUUCGGCAGCUUUAUAAUGCAAACUUAAACGCUAUGCACCGCCUCGUUGAAAUGUCAAUUCGUUAUCAAGAAGUAGCUCCACUAAUAACUCGUUACACCAUCGAAUACGAAAUAAAGCUACCUGAGAAACGAACACUCUCCGGCCACACGGAAUCCACAAGAUCUAUACAAACUUGCAGUUCGACCGAAUCAGAAACAAAAAGCGUAUCCGACACGGAUUCAGGUUCGCAAGUUUCGUCAAUAGCUAAAGUUGUAAUAACAUUCAAAGCAUAAUAAAGUAAUGUAACCAAUGUAAAA
Zophobas morio is the source of this 2840-nucleotide messenger RNA. It is a transcript of the gene Ccdc39, whose product is annotated as coiled-coil domain-containing protein 39. NCBI's taxonomy places the organism in Eukaryota, Metazoa, Arthropoda, Insecta, Coleoptera, Tenebrionidae. The transcript is spliced from 10 exons. Gene Ontology annotation, cellular component: axoneme. Bases 66 to 2816 code for a protein of 916 amino acids. Gene Ontology annotation, biological process: cilium-dependent cell motility; epithelial cilium movement involved in determination of left/right asymmetry; inner dynein arm assembly. The record is from RefSeq and is a predicted model, not a curated record.